AUUAGACAGCAGUUUGCCUGAAUCUAAUAUUCCAGUUCCAAGUGUCAAGAAUCUGCUCCGUUCGACUAGCUAUUAUAUUUCACUCACUUUCGUCAUUGCUCGAUUGCUGAACUUGCGUCUUCAUCAGCCAUGCUUGUGACGAUAUUCUUUGUCGCCUGGGCGUCCGCAGCCUUGGCCGAUUCCGUCACUAGCCAAACCGUAUGCACGACCAAGUAUGGAAGAUCCUCCAUCAACCGAGUGUCUACGGUCUACACGCGAAAUCCAACUACGACCGUCUUUCGAGUGUAUCAGACAAGCACCUCUACGCGAACAAUCACUCCAGCACCAGUGACAACGACGACUACCGUCACAAGCACAUCAACCAGGAUCGUCAAUACCCAAUCAACCGAUAUAGCCACCGCCACAUCUACCUCGACGCAAGUUGACACCGCUGUCACCACCACGACGUCCACAUCCACUGUCACCACUGUCACGACGAGUACGUCCGCCAGUACUACUACUGUUCCCACCGCGGCUGGGUUCACCGCCGUAGCUCUGCAGGGUGACUAUGUUGCAAAGCGUACGCCGGUCGCGCGCCUCGAAGGCCAGGGGCGUCGUGAGCGAGACGCACAGCUCGAGCUUGAAGCUCGCGAAGCCCAAGCUGCGAUUGAGCGCCGUGCUAGCGCGAAGACCAGAAUGCUGAUGCCUGCCGCCACUGCCACGACCGCUCCUUCUCAAUAUCCCUCAGCAGUGACUUGUGGUGUGUCCACUUCGUGGUACAUUACUUUCACUUCGACUACAUCCACGACCACGACCAUUGCUCCCGUGACUGCGACUGCAACAUCCACGGCGAGCACCAGCGUUGAUUCAACAAGUACCUUGGCCCCGACGACCAUCACGACCACAACCACUGCCUCGGCCACCACCACAACUACGACUACCGUUUCCACCAGCACCACAACCACCUCAACGCGUACAGCCGUCGUUCCACAAUCGACAUACUACGCCCAAUGCGGCUCGAACAACCUCGUCAACCAUGUCCACGGCGGCAUUCCCGUCGCCAUUCUCUCCUACAGCAGCGCUUUCUCUCUCGAGUCCCAGCCUAUGAAUGACUCGACCGGAUACGGAUGCUGUGCCCUCUGCGCCUCCAUGGACAACUGCGCCGGCUUCGGACAACAUCCUUCGGGUACUUGCUAUUACAUCCUCACUCAGGGGCAGUGCGAUGGUAGCCAAACUUACGGCGAUGCAUACCACUACUACGGGAGCACAACAUCGCCGUACUUCUACACCGUUGGCAAUGGUGCGUGUGGUCGACUUGGUGCAGUUUCGGGUCCGGUGGCAUCUGCGUGAACAGAAUUCAUGUAGGCAGCCUUUGAAAUUGCGAACGUGUAGUUCGUGAUCGAACGUGCAAUGACAAUAUUAUCAACGAA
Molecule: messenger RNA, 1409 nt
Organism: Dissoconium aciculare CBS 342.82
Lineage: Eukaryota; Fungi; Ascomycota; Dothideomycetes; Mycosphaerellales; Dissoconiaceae
Exons: 5
Coding region: 130-1329 (399 amino acids)
Source: RefSeq, a predicted model, not a curated record